AUGGUGGGUCGCCUCCAGUUUGUGUCCAUGGGAAAGGAGAACAUCACCACAGAGCUGCAAAGAAUCAAAGAGCUCCUCCCUAGGUACCGCUAUGUCGCCAUCGAUACCGAAUACCCUAGCACCGUCCAUGAGGUGCCGGUCGGGGGGGCAGGGCGGCUCACCCCGGUGGCAUGCUACUAUGCGCUUGUCAAGGCAAACAUCGAUGAGGUCCCCAUUCUGCAGGGCUUCAACUUUGCCCACGCGCUCGUGCACAACGUCCCCUCCACGGACUUCAUGGGCAAGCUUGCCGAAGUGUUGGCAAAGGUGCCGCAGCCGCUGAUGUGGGUGGUGUUUGGCGGCGCCUUCGACUUUGCCCACAUGGUGAAGAUGCUAUCCGUUGGGCAGCCACUACCCAAGACCCAUGGAGAGUUCAUGGCCCGAGCAAGGCAUCUCCUCCAUGGCCUGGCGUUUGACGCCAAGUACAUGGGAAAACACUCUGGCCGUGCAGAACUAUGCGCUGGCGGGCUCAGGACUAUGGCUGCCAUCCUCGGCAUGCCGCAACUCAUCCUGGUAUCGCCAAGCCUUGCGGGUCCCAAAAGCCACACUGCAUUUUGCAUCUUCAAUGUGAUGAGGCUGGUCGUCCACGGUGGUGCCAGCUAUGACGGCCUCAUUGAUGGCAUAUACUAA
Sorghum bicolor (sorghum) is the source of this 666-nucleotide messenger RNA. RefSeq names its product putative CCR4-associated factor 1 homolog 4. The transcript has 2 exons. Gene Ontology annotation, molecular function: poly(A)-specific ribonuclease activity; nucleic acid binding. The coding region runs from base 1 to 666 and encodes 221 amino acids. The record is from RefSeq and is a predicted model, not a curated record. Gene Ontology annotation, cellular component: CCR4-NOT core complex; CCR4-NOT complex; P-body. Lineage: Eukaryota; Viridiplantae; Streptophyta; Magnoliopsida; Poales; Poaceae.